This is a messenger RNA of Hydra vulgaris (swiftwater hydra), 8807 nucleotides long. The record is from RefSeq and is a predicted model, not a curated record. NCBI's taxonomy places the organism in Eukaryota, Metazoa, Cnidaria, Hydrozoa, Anthoathecata, Hydridae.
CAUUCAUAAAAUAAUACAUUAACUUAAAUUUAACAUUCAUUGAUUAAUAUUUAAGUAAUUCGUCCUUAACGUUGAAAAAAUAAUUUAAUGUGUUUUCAGCGGUUCUAUGUUAUUUUACCACUGCUUAUUCAUUUUGUUGAGCUACAGUGGUUAGGUGAAAGAUAUUGGAAUGAUCGCUAUGGAACUGAUGCCAAUUUUGUUAGUUAUGCGGGUAACUGGCGUGGACUUUGGAGUGAUGCACCGGACUUUCAAGGAUAUGCUCGUCCAAAAAGAAACCCAGAUGGAAAGUGUGUUUGGGACGUUAUGUUAAAUAUAGUAAAAUGUAAUACAAGAAGCAAAAAUUAUUUCUUUUCUCCAGAAAAUAAUGCUGUCAAUACAAGUUUUGUUAGCAUCAAUGAAACUACUUUUCCUUCAGAUGCAAUAACAAUAGAAAUUCAGUAUUCAAAGCUCUGGUAUAUUGCUCCAAAAACCUUUUGGAAUUUUAAAGAUCUCACAAAUUUAAUAAUUGUUGGCAGUAAGUUAAUUGAAAUUCCUGACUUGAGCCGCUGUGAAAAACUUGAAAAACUCGAUUUGUAUGGCAAUGAAAUUCAAGUCUUUUUUCAUAAUUACACACGUUUGCCAAAAAGUCUUGUAGAAAUAAAUCUUAUCAAAAACAAAAUAUACAAGUUUCCGAGAGGCUUCUUUGAUUUACCCAAGCUGAAAUACCUUGGUUUAGGAGAAAACUUAAUGAAGUACUUUCCCACUGAUGCCAUUACUCAAGUUGAUUUAUCUGAAUUACUAUACAUAGGUGUUGAUAGAAAUCAAAUUGCAAGUCUAAAUCAAAUUGAUAUUUUAGCAAUGGCAAAACUGCCAAAAUUGCAGCAUUUAGAGCUUCAUAAUAAUUUAAUAUCAUCUCUUCAAAAUUAUGUCUUGUGGAACAUAACAAAACUAGUACAUCUUGACCUUCAUAAAAACCAAAUUAGAGAAUUAAAUUCUCGAUUUAUUACAAGCUGUAAAGAUCUCAAAGUUUUGAUUCUUCACAGUCAAAAAGUUAAAAUGGAGGUUGUACGUUUUGAUUCAAUUUCUGAUCUUCCUUCAUUAACUGAGUUAUGGUUAGGUAGUAACUCGUUGACACGAUUUCCACAUCCAUUAUUAUUUGAAGAUUUUUUUCCAAAAUUACAAAAAUUGUAUCUUGAUGGCAACCAAAUAAAUUCUCUUAAUGAUUAUUAUAAAGAAGAUUUUACAUCUACAGCACAAGUUUACUAUUUAUUAAAAAGAAAAGAUUUUCAACCAUUCAAAAAGACACCUGCCAUAACACAUUUAUACAUGAAGUUCAAUCGUUUAAAAGCAAUAGAUGAAAAAGACUUACAAUUAUGUCGUAACCUUAUUUAUCUGGAUGUUAGUUUUAAUUAUCUUCAAGAAUCAUCAAUUCAUGAAAAGGCUUUUAUUAACACUUCUUUAAAUGAAUUGUAUUUAGAUAGCCAAAAUGAGCCUGGAAUACAGUACAUUCCAAAAGCAGUCAACAAGAAUAAUGCACCAUUUUUGACAACAUUAAAUUUGCCUGGCAAUAAAAUUACCUACAUUUUGAAUGGAACAUUUAAAGACCUGAGUACAAUUGACUUACGCAGUAAUAGUAUUGUUGCAAUUGAAGAUGGUUCAUUUUCUGGCAACAUAAAAAAAAUUGUUUUGGAUAACAACAUGUUUAAUUUCAAUCAUGGUAGACAAUUUGCUUUCUUAAGUCAACUUGAUUAUUUAUCUUUAUCAGCAAACAAAAUUGAUAAAAUACCAGACGAUGCUUUUUUGGGAUUAAAAGCUUUAAGUACUCUAAACCUACAAAAUAAUGGAAUUGGUAGAUUAAUGAAAAGUCAUUUUCAAGAUACAAGUUCUCUUAAACUUUUGAAUAUAAGUAACAAUGAAAUUGCUUUUAUUGAAGAUGGAACUUUUUCUUCAAUCAAAGUAGAAAUGUUAAUUGAUUUGGAAGGCAACAAACUAACUAAAAUUCCAAUGACAGAUUUUUGGAAUAAAAAAAUUUCUAGAAUUAAUUUAAGAGGUAAUCAGUUGACAAAGAUUCAAUCAAAUGCCUUUGUUAACAUUUCAGGAGGACCUAACUCAGAAAUAAUUUUGCAUGGAAAUCGAAUUGAUAAAGUUGAAUCAUUUGGUUUCAACAAUGUUCAAUGUGAUUAUAUAAGACUUGGUGGAAAAGAUUUUCCAAACAGACUCAAAAUUUUAGAAGAAAAUGCUUAUUACAAUAUAGAUAUAUUCAAUGUCGAUUUGAGUUACACUCGAGUUACAGAUAUUCCUUAUAAUGCCAUCCAAGUGAAAAAACUUAGAGGAAACUUGUAUCUCAAUAAUGGUUUCCUAUCAACUCUUAGUAAAGGCGCUCUCAAUAUUGGAAAUGUUGGUGGUGGUGAAAUAGACCUCAGUGUAACAAAAAUUAGAGAACUACGUUUUCAAAUAUUUACAGAAGGAACAUCUUUCAAUAAUUUGAAAUUAUUUUCUGCCGGGUUGGUUUCAAUUAGUGAUGACGCAUUUGUAGGUGCAGAGAUGUCAGGAACUUUAAGUUUGUAUUCUAAUGCUUUAACAAAUUUUCCUGCUAAGGCUUUAGCACCGCUUGCAGGUUUAUCUACUCUUUUAAUAUAUGGCAAUCAAAUUGAUGUUCUUCCUGUUGGUUGUCUUGAUGAUUUCACAAAAAUGACAGUUUUUAAAAUAGAAAACAAUAAGAUUAAAGUGCUAGAGAAGAACCUGUUUUACAACAAUUCCCAACUUGAUACCAUUAAUUUAUGGAACAACAAUUUGCGUAUUCUUGAAGAUGGUUUGUUUACCUUUCGAAAUCCUUCACCAAAGUUAAAAUCAUUUGAUGCUUCAGGUGGCGAAAACAAUAUUGAACAUCUUCCGAAAUUUACUCAGCUAUUGCCUCUUUUAACAGAUUUAAAGUUACGUGGUGUUGAAACAGUUGAACCCGAUGUCUUUGGAACAAAUUUACCUCUUUUGUUUAAUUUUCAAUUAAAUACACAAAAACUUCAAUGUGACUGCAAUUGGUAUUCAACUCUUAUGAACUUUUUAAAUAGAAAUGUUGCAAACCCAAAACCUGGUACUCCUAGAAUACCUAUUGAUGCUACUUGCAUCGCACCAGCAAAAUUGAAUAAAAACCCAACUAACUCCAAAUCAGAUAUUGAACCUUUAAAAGAACAUUUUAUUUGCAAUCCAACUGAAAUCAAUGCUACAGCACCUCAAGAUUUUACCAUACAAAUCAACUAUAAAAAACCAGCAAGGCUGCAUGCUGGUGGUAAAUCCAUCUCGGAUGCAGAGAGAAUUUACUAUGAAGCAACUUGCUUUUUAACUGAUGAUAUUAAUAUUCCUUGGAUAUCUGGUUCAGUUGAAAACAAAGAAGAGAUUAUAAUAUCAGGAGAAAAUGUUUUACCAGGGCGUACAUAUAAAUGUUCUGUAACUAUGACAUAUACUCUGAAUAAAUCUAAUACCACAAGUGCUCGUACCAGAAAUGUGGAAGUAUCAACCAGAGAGAGUAAAGGUAAAGCUUCAUUGUGCUCAAAAGGUGAAAAGUAUGAGUGUGAUAGAUUAAAGAUCUUUAAAGAUAAAUGUCAAGUAGAUGGUUGUGAUGUUUCUGCUUCCAAUGCUCUUGAAACUAGAACCUGUACUCUUGAUGGUUGUUGUUUUAAAUGCUACACUCAGUGUGAAAAAUGCAAUACAACUGUUGUUGGAACAAAGGAAAUAGACGUUAUUUACUAUGAUUUCUCGAAAACUGAGCCUGCUUUCAGUGCACCAAGUUAUGAAAAAAAUACUUGCUGUCCCACUUAUGUGAACAGUCCUUUUGAAAGUUGGUUAAAAAAUAGAGAUUCAAAAGAAAGUAUAGCUAUACAAAACUGGUUUACUUCGGCAUACGAAGGAAGUAGAAAAAUAUUUGGAAAAAUCACAUUGUUAUCUGAAAUAACUAGUAUUGAUAAAGAAACAGGAAAAAACUUUUAUCUAUUUUGGGAUGACAACUAUUGGCCUGUAAAUGAUCGAGGAUUUUCUGCUCAGGGACAAAAAGAUUGUUAUGGCAAAGAACUUGUAAACAAAGGCUUUACCAGUGCUAUAAGAAUUGGCUUAUUGUACUCUGAAGGUGAGCAGUUUCAGUUUGGUGGAGGAGAAGAUCUUUGGGUUUACAUAAACAAAGUUUUGGUUUUAAGUGUAUUAGCAGAUAAUGCAGAUAUUUCAAAAAAUCCAUAUGAUGUCAAGUGCAAAACUUUUGAACUUAAAAAUCUUACAAGUGGAGGAUACAUUGUACCUAGUGAAGGAAAAGUAGAUAAACUUUCAAAAACUUGUACAAACUUAACAGUAUUGAAAAGCGAAUCAGUUUAUCUAAAUCUUCAAAUUGGUGUUAUAUACAGUUUUGAAGUGUUUCAUGUUGAGCGAUUUUCAUGUAAAUCACAAUUUUUCUUUUAUUACAGUGGUGCUACAUUUAAAGCAAAAUCUGAUGUUAUUGAUUACUUAGCCUUCCCUAAAGAAGAUGAUCAGGUUAACAGUAUUAUUGCAGAUGUCUUAGUUUCAGAUGAUUAUGAUUCAUCAGGUUAUCCUUACCAAAUUUCUAUAGUAUCAGGCAAUGAGGAAGGCAAGUUUAUAUUCAAAAAAAACAACACACAGGCAAACAUUGAUGCUCAGUCUAAACCCCCUCCAAGAAUUUAUCCCAAUGUUACUCUUCAUGGUGAAUCUAUAAUUAUUUGUCCAAAUGUAACUCAAGUUAAUGGAACAUCUAACUCUUCUAGCACAACACCUUUAGUUAACAAUAUUGAUCAAAAACAAAUGACAAAUAUUUUAGAGCGGUCAGUGUUAUUGACCAUUUACAGAAAUCUAGACUAUGAGACUACAAAGGAAUACACUUUAUUGUUAUCUAUACAAGAUAAAAAGGGAAGAAAAGGAAAUGUUACAGUUAAAAUCUUUGUGGUUGAUCAAAGUGAUAAUUGCCCUAUCAUUUUUCCAAAAUAUGAACUGGUGGAGUAUAAUCCAAUACCUCCUCUAAAUCCUUUUCUUUCAUUGUUUAUGGUAGAAGCUUCAGAUUUGGAUAGUGGCGAAAAUGGGAGAAUCACUUUUGUUGUUAGUGAGAUACGGGAGAAAAUACCAACAAUUGAAGCAAAAGAGUUUCUUGUAGAAAACAAUACAGUUUGGGUGAAUACAACUAUAAAAUGGCGCAUUUCUGUAGAUAUAUUUGCUGUUGAUAAUGGUGAUCCACGUCGAGGGGACUUUUUCCGUAUUUUUUUAAGUUAUGAUCCCAGUUGUGACAAAACUGGUAAAGUAACAGUGAAUGAAACUACUGGUUAUGUUCGUUUUAUAGCACCAAAUAUGACAAUAUAUAACAAAGAGAAAAAAAGAUAUGGAAUUGAAAAGUGUUAUGAGUGUACUGCGGGUUACUUUUGUCCUGGUGAUGGAAGCGAAAAACCAUGUGUUCAAAAUGAAGAAACAAAACAUUUCUUUUCUUAUGGUUAUGCUUCAGAAUGCUCUUUAUGUCCAAAAGGCCAUCUCUGUCAUAAUGGAAUAAUUACAAAAUGUCCUGAAAAUACAUAUGUGGAGUGCAAUACAACAUGGUGCCCAACUGAAUGCUUAGAAUGCCCACCAGGUUUUUAUUGCUUUGAAGGAGUCAAAGAAAUAUGCAAACCAGGAACAUUUAGUAAUGGCAAAGGGUUUUGCCAGCUGUGUCCACCAGGUCAGUUCACAAAUAUCAGUGGCGCUGACCAAUGUCAAUGUUGUGGCAGAGGAAAAGAAAGUACAAGUAUGAAACAAGGCUGUCAAGGUUGCCAACCUCAUGAGUAUUCAACAGGGAACUGUUCUAUUUGCUCAUCGUGUCGACUCCUCGGUUCAUGUGCAUGUGAAAGUAAUCCAUGUUUUGAAGGUGUAAGCUGUCAUAAUUUUGUAAAUGAGGAAGGUUUCCCAGAUUUUUAUUGUGGUUUGUGCCCUAAAGGUUUUGAUAAAGAUGAUAAAAAUGGAUGCAUUGAUAUAAAUGAGUGCAUUAUAAACCCUUGUUCAAACUACACCAAAUGUGUUAACAUGGUGCCUGGUUACAGAUGUACAGGUUGUCCACCAGGAUACAAUGGUACAACAUCAGCUGGAGUUGGCUUAGAACAUGCUGAAAAUAAUAAACAAAUAUGCAAUGAUAUUGAUGAAUGUGCUCUUGGUACCAAUAUAUGUGAUGAAAACUCUAUAUGCACUAACACAUUAGGCAGCUAUUUUUGUGGAAAAUGUAAUCCAGGAUUUGUUGGGAACGGAUAUAUUGGCUGCAAGCCAGGAAAUUAUUGUGCUUCUAACAAAACCAAUAACUGCAAUCUUGUAAAUGGCACAUGCAUACCACUUGGAUCCAAGCUCUUUUACUGCAAGUGUAAUGAUGGUUUUGCGGGAGAUGGUAUUGUUUGUGAUGUAGAUCAUGAUUAUGAUGGUGUUACUACAUAUGGUGCAGCGUGUACCUCAUUUGCUUGCAAGGAAGAUAAUUGUGAAUAUACACCUAAUGGAGGACAAGAAGAUAUUGAUUCAGAUACAUUAGGAGAUGUUUGUGAUGAUGAUGACGACAAUGAUAAUAUUAAAGACAUAAAUGAUAACUGUCAAUUUUAUAAUAACAUCAGAAAUCAGAGUGAUAGUGACGGAGAUGGAAUAGGAGAUGUUUGUGAUAAUUGUCCUAGUAUUAAAAAUGAAGAUCAGACUGAUACUGAUAAUGAUAAAAUAGGUGAUGCAUGUGAUGAUGAUAUUGAUGGUGAUGGUAUUAUUAACAGUAUGGAUAACUGCAAAAAUAUUAACAGCAUUAAUCAAUCCGAUAGUGAUAAAGAUGGUGUAGGUGAUUUAUGUGACAAUUGUUAUAAGCACAGAAAUCCAGAUCAAAUCGAUAGUGAUUUAAAUGGUUUUGGAGAUCAAUGUGAUGUACCGUACUUAGAUUUUGAUGGUGAUAGCAUAAUCAAUGACUAUGAUAACUGUAUUUAUUUGCCUAAUGCAGACCAAGGAGAUACUGAUCAAGAUGGAAUAGGAGAUUUUUGUGAUGAAGAUAAAGAUGGCGACAGUGUUUUGGAUCAAUUGGAUAAUUGUAUUUAUGUAAAGAACGAACUACAGGAGCACAGUAACCACUACAAUAUGGAUUUUAAACCUAUUGGUGAUGCAUGUUUUAAAGAUUUUGAUGGAGACAAAGUUUUAGAUCAGUUUGAUGAUUGCCCAAAUGCUGUAAAUAUUCAAAAAUCAUCAUUUUUAACAUAUGAUUUGGUGGAUCUUGCACCAAAAGACUCAUCGGAACCUCGUCCUAAAUGGAGAAUUCGAAAUAAGGGAAGAGAUAUAGAGCAGUUACAAAAGACAUAUAGACCUUCAAUACUUAUUGGUAAACAACGAUACAGCGAAGUUGAGUUUUCUGGAGUCUUACAUGUCAAUAGCGAUGAAGGGAUUGAUUAUUUUGGACUUGUUGUUGGUUAUCAAAGUAUAAAUAGAUUUCUUGUAGUAUUGUGGCGUCAUGAAAAUAUCAAUUUUCAAAAUGAAACAUACAAAGCUGGAAUUAAAGGAAUACAGAUUAAAAAGGUUAAUAAAAUUGGAACCAGUCCUUUAACAGAUGCAUUUGUUAACGCUCUGUGGUACUCAGGAGACUCAGAUGGUGUUACAGUUUUAUGGCAAGAUCCUAAAAUGGUUGGUUGGGAACAUCGUCAAUCAUAUAUAUUUAAAAUAGAAUUAAGACCUUCUCUUGGAAAAAUAAGGCUGCUAAUCAAGCAAGGUUCACUUGUAUUGGCAGAUUCGGGUUACAUUGAGGAAUCAUCAAUAAAUGGAGGAAAGUUAGGGGUUUAUACACAUGGCCAAUGGAAUACAGUGUGGUCAAAUCUUCAAGUAAGAUGCUUAGAAAGAAUGAACAAAGCAUUAUUUUUUAAUCAAAGUUGUGUUGUUUUACCAUCAUUUAGCAAGUUACAAAUUACAUCUAGUUUUACUAUUGGAAUAUGGUUGAAGAUUACAAAUAAUAAUUCUACUCAACCAAUUAUUUGUAGCCAAGUCUUUUGUUUGUAUCUUCAGAACAGAUUUCUAAAAUUCAGCUUAAGUUUGGUAAUAACUGAAGCUAAUGUUCCAUUAUUGGAUGACAAAUGGCAGUAUAUCAUAAUUCAAUAUGAUUCUUUUAAUCAAAACAUUCAAAUUUUUGUGGAUGGAGCGUUAUACGCAUUGCGCACUGAAGUACCUAUACAAAAAUUUGAGGCAGACGAGGUUAAAGAAGCACCAAUUUACCUUGGUUGUUAUUUAAAUGAAUAUUUUGUAGGAACUAUGGACGAAAUUUUAAUCUGGAAUAUUUUUGUGGAGCGAGACGAAUUCAUAAAAAUUACCACUAAAUGGCCAGAACAUCAACGUCGAAUUGCGGCUCACUACACUAUUGAUCAAACUCCAAGUGUUACGUUGUUUGAUUCGAGUGAAUAUGAAAACAAUGCGAUUGUAAAUAACACUUUGUGGGUUGAGAGUACUAUUGACUACGCUCGUUACUUUUUAUCUCAAAAACCAAAAACCUUUUUGCGUGAUGAAUUAUAGGUUAAAAGGUUCCUCCUUGUAUAAAACCUAAAGAAGAUAUAUCUUUAGGUUUUACCUAAAGAAGCGUGCUAAUUUGAAGCAAGAAUCUAACUAGUUGGUUGCAUCAUAAGUUUACGUUGAAUAAUUUACUUUGGCUGUUUACCGUUUUUAUACAUUUUUAACAGCGUUUAGCUGCGAGUAAAACAUUUUUAUUAUUUAUUCUUGUUAUAAAUAGUUUUAUUGUUUUUAUUUAUUGGUUUCAAAUCAAUAAACUUUGAAAUAUAAAGUUUAUAUAUUGGACUAAUUAAAGGUAAAUGUAUUGUCAUUUA